Molecule: messenger RNA, 7209 nt
Organism: Alexandromys fortis (reed vole)
Lineage: Eukaryota; Metazoa; Chordata; Mammalia; Rodentia; Cricetidae
Gene: Snx30
Product: sorting nexin family member 30
Exons: 9
Coding region: 244-1557 (437 amino acids)
Biological process (GO): endocytic recycling; piecemeal microautophagy of the nucleus; reticulophagy
Cellular component (GO): early endosome; cytoplasm; phagophore assembly site
Molecular function (GO): protein binding; phosphatidylinositol binding
Source: RefSeq, a predicted model, not a curated record
GGCGGGGCUGGGAGCCGUGGGCGGCGUGGCGCUGCUAGCUGGGCGCGGGGCCGGAGGGGCUGGGGAUCUACCCUGCUCUGCGCGCGGAGCUGCGGUGUGCCUCUUGGGAAAGCCCAGCCUUGCGGACAGGAGAAGCGGCGGGCGGCGGCGGACCCCUCCGACUGGUACAGGGCCUCGAGCCGAGCAGGGCCGAGUGCUGCGGGGGGAAGCAACCGCGGCGGCGGGUCCCGAGCGCUGCGCGCCAUGGCGGGCGGGCCCCCCAAGGCCCUGCUGUCCACGGGGCCCCAGUCCCUGCGCGACAUGCCGCACCCGCUGGCCGGCUCCAGCAGCGAGGAGGCCGUGGGAGGCGACAGCACGCCCAGCCCGGACCUUCUGAUGGCCCGCAGCUUCGGUGACAAGGAUCUCAUUUUGCCUAAUGGUGGUACUCCAGCAGGCACUUCGAGCCCAGCGUCAUCAUCUUCCCUUCUGAACAGACUCCAGCUUGAUGAUGACAUUGAUGGUGAAACUCGCGAUCUCUUUGUCACGGUUGAUGAUCCUAAAAAGCAUGUCUGUACAAUGGAGACCUACAUCACAUACAGGAUCACUACCAAAAGUACUCGGGUGGAGUUUGACUUGCCAGAAUAUUCUGUUCGAAGAAGAUACCAGGAUUUUGACUGGUUGAGAAACAAACUGGAAGAAUCACAGCCCACUCAUCUCAUUCCCCCACUUCCUGAGAAGUUCGUGGUGAAAGGGGUCGUGGAUCGUUUCUCAGAAGAGUUUGUGGAGACCAGAAGAAAAGCCCUGGAUAAAUUCCUAAAAAGGAUCACAGAUCACCCUGUGCUCUCUUUCAAUGAACACUUCAAUGUAUUCCUCACGGCUAAGGACCUGAAUGCCUACAAGAAGCAGGGAAUGGCACUGCUGAGCAGAGUGGGGGAGUCAGUCAAGCACGUCACGGGCGGCUAUAAGCUGAGGAGUCGGCCUCUGGAGUUUGCAGCCAUCGGCGACUACUUAGACACUUUUGCACUCAAACUGGGAACCAUUGACCGGAUAGCCCAGCGGAUCAUCAAAGAAGAAAUAGAGUACCUCGUAGAGCUGAGGGAAUAUGGGCCCGUGUAUUCCACGUGGAGCGCCUUGGAAGGUGAACUGUCGGAGCCGCUGGAAGGUGUGUCGGCCUGCAUUGGGAACUGCUCCACGGCCUUGGAAGAGCUGACUGAUGAUGUGACAGAGGAGUUCCUACCAGUGCUCAGGGAAUACAUUCUGUACUCAGACUCCAUGAAGAAUGUAUUGAAGAAGAGGGACCAAGUUCAGGCUGAGUACGAAGCCAAACUGGAAGCUGUGGCUCUGAGAAAGGAAGAUCGUCCCAAGGUGCCGGCAGAUGUGGAGAAGUGCCAGGAUAGGAUGGAGUGCUUCAAUGCUGACCUUAAGGCUGACAUGGAGAGGUGGCAGGGCAGCAAGCGACAUGACUUCCGGCAGCUGCUCGUGGGCUUGGCUGACAAGAAUAUCCAGUAUUAUGAGAAGUGCCUCAUGGCGUGGGAGUCAAUUAUUCCGCUACUGCAAGAAAAACAAGAGACCAAGUAGAUCUGUUCUUGGGACAGAGACUCUUCUGCCUUCACAGGGCAUGGCACCCUGAACCAGAGUGUCCCUGCAGUGCCGGAGAGGUGGCCGUGAGAACACAGCACAACAACACCUCCCGUUUGUGUACUUUCCCCCUCCCCUCCCCCACAGUUGUUUUUCAGUUUAGUAUUUAUUCCUUGGUGGAGCCUGUGAGUCUGUAAUCAUCUCUCAACAGAAGCAUACCUCCAUAUUGUGACGGAACCUCCUAAGUGGAACACUACGAAGACUUGAAACUAAGGGACAGAACAGCUCCCAGAUGACAUGUGACAUCACUUGGGGGCAGCCCAAUUGCUUUUGUGAGACAGAACAAGAACCUUGCUUUUCAGGGACACAGGAGACAUGAAGAAGGCAGCUGUGGCUUGCUGUGGAGACCAUGUGGUUCUGCACUUUACCCCUGAGGGCAUUGACCUGUCCCAGCAUAGGAGGUUAGGUACCUUCGUGGAAAGUCCUUAAUUUACAGUGACUGUGGCCUACUGCCUGCUCAUCAUGAGUGGCAUCUUUUGACUUGUUUCUGGUUCACAUGGGUCCAUUUAAAUCAGUGUCCGUGUGCACCAGUGCUUGAGCCAGCGUCCUCGUCCUUAUGCCAUGCCUCAGGAAGCUGAAGGGAAUGCUCCUGGAUCUUGUUUCUGGCACCACAGUGCUAUAGAUGAGAAGCUUUUCAGUGUGAAUUGGCAAAAAAGGUGCAUUUUUCUUUGUGAAGGUGUAAUGUGCUUGUUUUGCUUGUUUAACCAUUGUCGUGGUUGCUCUUAGACCUCUUAGGAAACAGCUGCUAUUUUAUGGUCAGCGAUUCUCCUGUGUGCCAAGCCCCAGUCCCAGUGUCUGCUUUAUGCAAUUUGCCUUUACUUCACCAAAAAUGUCUGGUUUAAUACUUCCUGUCAUGCCCACUGAAUAUCUGGGCAACCUUGCAGUGAGGGCUGGUAUGUCACAUUGUCAUGACUGUCACCAGUUUGUAAAUUCAGUAUGAAUGUUCUCCAUGAGUGUCUAACACUCAGAAUUCUGUGGUCAGGACGAAAGCAUCUGCAGGGCGCUCAGAGAUGAGCGUGACAGCAUGCUCUUUGCUUCUAGAUGUGUGGGAUCUCCAUCUGCUGCCCAGAUCCGAGACCGCUGGCUGUGCUUAAAGUCUUUAUUCGAAACUUUUCAAGUUGCCAUAAAUCCAGCAGUUGGAAAGGCUCUUUUUCAGGCCAUUGAUGAAAAGCAGCUGCAGAGUGUGUUCUUUCAAACGCAUAAAUCUGAGCUCGGGUAAAUGGAAGGGUUCUGUCUGUUUUUAGAAUCCGAGCUCGGGUGAAUGGAAGGGUUCUGUCUGUUUUUAGAAUCCGAGCUCGGGUGAAUGGAAGGGUUCUGUCUGUUUUUAGAAUCCGAGCUCGGGUGAAUGGAAGGGUUCUGUCUGUUUUUAGAAUCCGAGCUCGGGUGAAUGGAAGGGUUCUGUCUGUUUUUAGAAUGAAGCAGUCGUGCUGCUGCUUCACAUACAAGUUAUUUGCAAAUUCUAAUCAGCGCACCGCGUGCUGAAGCCUCCCUUCCCUCGCGCAGAGCUGGCCUCCAUCAUGGACAGCAGCUAGACAGCAUGAAACAAUUUGCCUUUUCCUCAUAUUUGACAAAUUUGUGAUUGAAAUAAUAGUUUCUGCAACUCUUGGUACUUGCCCAAACCCCCUCUGUGCCAUCCUGAACUCCUUUGAUGUGAAUUCUGUUUGGUACAAAUAGAAAUGGCCCGCUGGAGUGGAAAGGUAAGAACAGUCUGUCCACUCCAAACUUCAGUGGCCUGGAAUCUCAUUCUACCUCCGAAGCCAUCAGGUUGGUGUGGGUGUAAAUGCCCAGAGUCAACCUGAGUGUGCUGGUAGAGUCAGGGCGUGUGUCCAGUCACCGGCAGGUCUCCAUUGUUAGAUGUCAGCAGACACCAAGCUGGCCCAGCAGUGAUGUUCAUCUUUGGGAAACAUGAAACUUGGCUUUGUGGACUGUGCCCUUGCUAAGUGUCCAGCAUAAUGAUGUUUGGCAAGAACUACGGAAAGAAUUAAGGAGAAGCUAAAAUUUGAUGACGAGCUGGUUGCAGAAACCCCAAGUCAAUCCUGUGUGCUGGUUAGCUACACAAGAAGGAAGCCUGUGAAAACAGCCCUGGGCUGCAGGAGAAGUAAACGGGGAGGGAAGCAGGAUCCACAGCCAUUCCCUCACGAGAGGCUGGCUUUUACGGCAUCUUGAAAUUUCUGUCUUCUAUUUAUUUGGCCAGCAAGCAAUGUCCCUAGACUUUGAGAUUCCAGAAAGAGCUGGGAUAAUGGAAACUUUCUGUCCCCUAGAAAUGAUGUCAGUGGCUAAGCCAGGAACAGCCAUGCACAAGAAGGCACUCUUGUCCCUGUCUUCAGGCUAGCAUCUGGCCCAGAAGAGAAGGUGCAGUACACAGGAAAGAGGCUCCUACCCGCCUCCUCUGGGGCUCCCUCGAGUCCCCGGAAGCUCAGCAGUCCCAAGCAUUUGCUUCCUCUUGGCCAAGCCCAAAAGAGAUUCCCCCACGAAAUACUGCUCAGAGACUACAGUGCCAAAAGGCCUUAGAGAGGCCUCAUUCGUUCCUUCUGAAGCCUCUGCCAUGAAGUCACGGAUCCCUCUUGUUUAUUUCCCAUGAGACUUUGCCUUGAGGGCAGAGCACUGUACUCAGGUAGAGAGACAUGGAUAGCUUUGGAGGCUUGAACACGGGACAGUGAAGUGAACGUUGGCCCCAUGACUGCCCGGUCCUGAGAGGUGGAGGGUUUCUUCCCUGUGUUAGAGAUCUGCCCAGGCAAGAGAAGAGUUCUUAAAACCAAGGAGAUUGGAGAGAUGCAAGAGUUUAGGGCAGUGUCGUAGUUUGUAGUAGGAAAGGAUACUAUUGAUGCUGACAAUUUACAAGAAGAAUCGGAGCUGCUGUUCUCAAAGCAAGGAGUAAGGAGGGGCUCCCUCCUCAGCCUCUGUGGGGUUGGGUUUUAUCCUCUCCUCGGGUUCAGUAAUGAUUGCUGGUGAGUGGAAAGUAGGCAGGGGAGGCAGUGGGCUUGGUGCUUCACCAGGCUUCUUCUGAACUCACCAGGCAUUUUCCCAUAGCUGAAACAAGAAAGCCCCACUGUGCUUGGGGACAGAUGUGAACCCCGUGGAGUGUGCUCUAGGUGUUGAGUAGAAUGUACUCUUUCUGCUGUCCACGGGAAGAAACUGUCCAUGCAUACUGCAGUCCUUGGUGAGGCCCGAUGGAAGUUCUGACUUUAGAAGUGAGCGUAAUGGCCAUGCUUCUCUUAGAAUAGCACCAAAAGAACACUCAGCCUCUAGGCUUUGGUCCUGUCCUGUGAAGGCAGGACCUUCUGAAGCUCUAGGUACUAGGUAGCUGGUUGUUUCAGUGAGGUCAUCUGAGCCAUGGUAAGGGCACUAUACUGCACUAUCCUGAGCGGGUUGGGGUGGGUAGAACAAAGCCAAGGACUGCCUUAGAGACUGUGUUGACACUACUGGCUUGGGUCUUGGAGUCAGCUGGAGGUGGGCUCUUCUCAGGCUAGGUGGAGCUGGCGACCAUGAAGGGUGAUUCUUAUGGAGGAUCAGCUCCUGGGGCUGGGCCCCUUCUGGACCCCAUCUUCUCAUAAAGGGUAUUUGGAAAUGAAGUAAGGUAAGCACAUGGCUAGGGGACUUUGCUCACCUUCAUUUACAAAUUACGUUGGGAAUUUGGGCUUGCCAUCUCGCUCUCAAGAGUCUUCAGGAUGACAACAGAUUGCAUGUGCCUUCUUAUGACCUGUGACUUGCUCUGCUCAGGUAGCAGGUGGCACUUAGCAGUAGAGUUGAGGAAAAUGACCAAAUAGAGGUGCAGUCGGUGUGCUGGGGCUGCCUGCUUCCUCCCUGUUUUUAAUUUAGCGACUAAUGGGGGACUCGGUUUUUACCAGCCUGCUCUGUAGGUCGUCAGUGUUCCGUUUUGAAGGUGCCCCCAUGGUUGUACACAUCAGAGGACAGGAACUCGGUGUCUGAGAAGGCUGGAGGCACUGUUACAGGGCUGACCAUUCUCUCUUAAUCAUAUCUGUUUGGAAUAUUCCUGGGUAUGACUGACUAUCCAAUACUUUAUGUGUGGCAAAAAAAAAAAAUGUUACUAGUUCUUAACUAUUGUAGUUUGUAAAUAAGCGCCGUGGGUGGGGAAACUUUUAAAGAGACGAAUAAGAUGUGUAUCAUACAUCGGUGUUCUUAGCACUUGAAAACCAACCUACCCAGAAAAAGCCACAGACUGUUAAAAGCAUAACAGUAGUUCUUAAACAGUUGUCAGUACCCACUAAUUGCCUUACUAGUGUUUUAAAGUGUUGGCAUAGAAAGAGUUUUACGUGUAGAAGCAGUUGGUCUAGAAACUUAUUAUGGGCCAUCUUCAGUCCUCUUAAAGUCACAAGCCAGAGGUAUAGGUCACAGAAGGAGGGUGGCCUUUUGGGAAGCAAGACUAAAUAAAUAUUUCUGUUGGCAAAUGGUAUUUGAAAAUAAUGUCAAGAAACAGGGAGCACAGCCCAUUUUGAUGUUUUUGAGGGAGAAAGACAAGCUUAGUGUGCUUUGGCCUAGUUGGGGUGUGGAGGAUACCGACAUUAUCAGCAGUGACAAAUUGCAUAGCUUCAGAGAACCCUCCAGAUUAUGGCAGCAUGAAAGGCUUGCCUUGCCUCUUCAGAGUGGUCUCAGAGCACACUGGGAUAGAAAUUCUCCAGAGGUUGAAAUGCCAAAUAGCUUACCUGUUCUGCCAACUCACUCCCUACUAAAGCCAGUGUUGAAGGGUCCAAAUGUGCCUCUCCCAGAAGUACCGCCCAAGUAUUGGGUGAUUCUGGGCUCUCCACGGUCCAGGUCAGAGCAGCUAACACCUGUGCACACUGCUGUUGAACAGGCUGGGCCACAGCCUUAGACUGGCACUCUGCCAGGAACAAUGCUGGAGGGAAGGAGAGGGAGCUGUGUCCACUGGGCCUUCAUCCAGGAACAAAUCAGCACAAGCCAGCGUCUCUUCCAGUCAGCACUGCCCACCUAGGCCUGCCGGGCUGGGCUCCCUCAGAGUCCCUGCUCAUUGUAUUUCCGUGUGCCUGCGUCAGGAACGCACGGAGAGACAGCCUACAUCUGACUCCCAUGAAGCAAACUGCCAGCAAACCUUCUAACUCUCAUUCUAACUCUUCAAGGGGCAUGAAAACAAAUAUUUGGACUUUUUUAGAAAUUGUUCUUUGUGUUUAAAACUUCCAGAGAAAGAAACAGGCUUCUGAGGAAUGGAGUCCCACCCUGGUGUGCUGGCUCUCUCUCUGCUGCCAUUAAACCAAAACAAAAGCUGUGAACAUAAGUGCUUGAGGGAAUAUGUGUUGACAAGAAAGUGAUUUAUUUACAGAACUAAGUCUUUGUCUCAUGAAACUACCGAAAAAGAAUGUCACCUUUCUCUUUGUUACAGAACCAGAGAUGUUUUGUUGUAUUUUUUAUGCUGGCUCGAGGUUCUUGUCCGCUUUGAUUUUUCAUGUAUCUGUGUGUAAGAAAUUCUGUUUGUUGUUUACUAUGGAAUUAGUAUUACAUUUUGAGGUAAACAAAGAAUUUGUAUUGCUUGAUGAACUAUUAGCUUGUAAAUUAAAAAAAAAUCUUUACCUCACUUAAAGCAAUGGACCAAUAAACCUAUAAAAGAUGCUUUAUUUA